Macroventuria anomochaeta is the source of this 2197-nucleotide messenger RNA. RefSeq lists its product as uncharacterized. Bases 337 to 2109 code for a protein of 590 amino acids. Gene Ontology annotation, molecular function: nucleic acid binding. NCBI's taxonomy places the organism in Eukaryota, Fungi, Ascomycota, Dothideomycetes, Pleosporales, Didymellaceae. The record is from RefSeq and is a predicted model, not a curated record. The transcript has a single exon.
GCAAUGGGUUGCUGGAGGCGCCGGGGGCUGUUGGGUGCUGCUGACAAGGGUCCGCUCGGACUCCGAUGGACAGGCGUCGCGUUGCUUACAAGAACACGACAACACUGGUAAUCAGCUGUCUUCUGCGCGUUGCACUCGAUCUCACACAGUCCUGAGGGUUGACGGGGUUCGGCUUGCGCUUCAACCUCCCAGCCCGAGGGGUAUCCCACGCUUUGACCGUGAUCGACCACGCGCUAAGGCUUACAUUUUCCUCCCCACUGCAGCGGUCAAGCUUCGCUCACGGGCGCCGAACGACAGCGUCGAGCUUUGUCGCAACCACACGACCACGGCGACUCAAUGCCCGCGACACAGGCGCCUACCACAGAAGCGGACGAUACCGAGACUGUCAGACUGCACAUCACCCCGCUCAAGCCUGAGCUGCUGAAAGUCUACCUCGCGCCGUCCAUCUUACCGCUUGCGCGCAACAUCUCCUACCACACCGUUGAAACAUUCCCGGAGAGAGGCUUCGGCUACGUCGAGCUGCCGGAGCAAGAGGCGCAGAGAAUCAAGAAGAAACUCAACGGCACCACGCUGAAAGGCUCAAGAGUGCGCAUCGAGAUGGCCAAGGCAGAGAAGCGCAAAGCGCGCGAAGAGGCCGACGCCGAAGACAAGCCGGCGAAGCGCUCAAAGAAGGACAAGAAGGACAAGAAAGAGAAGAAAGCGAAGAAAGAGGACUCAGAAAAGUCUGAGAAGAGGAAAAGGUCACCCGGCGUCUUCGACGGCGUCGAGCUACCAGACGACCGCAGAGUCAAGCGCGGCUGGACCGAACCCACAUCAGCCAAGAGCAAGAGCAGCAAAGACAAGAAGGACAAGACGAGCAAAGACGACAAGCACCCAUCCAAGCCGUCCAAGUACACCAAAGAGCCCGAACUCCUCUUCAAAGCGAAGCUAGAGCCCGUCGCUGCGACUGAGCACUCGCGCAACGAGAAAAAGAAGGAUAAGAAAGACAAGAAGGAGCGCAGGACCAAAACUAAAGAAGUCAUCGUCCACGAAUUCGAGAAGAACACGAAGACCCCUUCUUUCCUCAAAGCAGCCAAGGUGUCAACCGAGAAGAAACCGCCAGUUGACUACAUCGACGGCGUAGGAUGGGUCGACGAAGACGGUGUCGUUGUGGAGCCCGAGACGAAGAAGGCGGCGCAUAGCAGAGUACUACAGCUUGUGGAUGGGAAGCCGUUAGUUGAGCCGCCGCCGACAGAUUCGCAGGGACGGCCGAUCGUGAAGAAGGAAGUGGCUAAACCGGCGAAGAAAGAGAAGAAGAAAAAGGCCACGCCGCCGCCGGAGUCAUCGUCCGAGUCCGAGUUGGACGAGGAGUCCAGUGUGGUCUCGAGCUCGUCCGAAGACGAAUCAUCCUCCGAAUCUGAGCGGGAAGAUUCAGACUCAGACGCAGAUGAAGAGGCAGCCUCGCCCACACCCUCUCCCGUACAGACCAAACCUGCAUCCAAAUCCGCCCCAACCCCGGCCCCGACAUCAGCUCCCACCGUAGCAGAAUCAAAAGAAAUCCACCCCCUCGAAGCCCUCUUCAAACGCGCACCUCCAACCUCGCUUUCCACGCCAACAAAACCACCGCCCAUCAACACAUCCUUCUCCUUCUUCGGCAACGAAAACACCUCUCCAACCGGCGAGCCUCUCGGUGAGCCCACAGAAAAUGCGCCCACAACGCCAUUUACGCAGCGAGAUCUAGAAUGGCGUGGCCUCCGAAGUGCAGCACCAACGCCCGACACCGCAGCAAUCGGACAACGCUUCUCAUUUGACUGGCGCAAGGGGAGUCAAGAGGCGGACGAGGAUGAAGAGGAGCUUAGUGAUGCCGGUGUGGAGGCUGGUCGACAACUCGACAUCAAUACCAAGAAGAACAGUCAGGCGUUGGCUGACGUUGCUGAGGAAGACGAGAACGAUGGGGCUGCAGGGCCAGUUGACGGAGGGGAGGAGAAGCCAGAGAGCAAGUUCAGGGAGUGGUUCUGGGAGAACCGGGGGGACAUCAACCGUGCAUGGAAGAAGAGGAGACGGGAGGCGCUCAAGGCGAAGAGACAUGCUGAUAACCGGAAGAUGACUGGUAGUCGUCGGGUCGGCUGAGCAUGUUGAGAGAAGGGCACUGAGUAACGCUUGUAUGCGACGGACGAGCUGUGGAGGGGCUUCAUCGAGGAACAAAAGACGGUUGUUG